AUGAAGUUCAAUACUCGUGCAAAUCAGAUGUUAUUUUCUGAUUUGCAAAUUAAUGAGUUGAUGCCAGAUUUUGAUGUUUAUCUUUCAAAUAGCCGGUUUAGAAAGUCUUCCUCUCGUGAUCCAAGUUUUCUACUAUACUUAUCUAGAGGAAUUCACACUAGCAGACACGCUGCUUCAUUGCGUGGCAGUGUGUGUUCGGGUUGGGGGGUUGUAAGGGGUCAUCCAUCAUCUAAAGUAGAGAUUGAAUCUCUUGAGAAACAAUGUGGUGGCAUUCCUUUGAAAAUCUGCCAGCUUAUAGGAUCUGGUGAUGUGCGAGAAAGAUGCAGAAUGGGCUCAGUGACACACAACCAGUACUUGGCUCUAGCCAAACUGAUCAUGAUUUUGAUGUGGGAGCAUGUUAUUGUUGACCAUAGCAAGAAUAUGAAGGCAUUGGCUUAG
Molecule: messenger RNA, 438 nt
Organism: Sphenostylis stenocarpa
Lineage: Eukaryota; Viridiplantae; Streptophyta; Magnoliopsida; Fabales; Fabaceae
Source: the annotation of a GenBank genome assembly